Messenger RNA from Peronospora farinosa, 2205 nucleotides. The record is from the annotation of a GenBank genome assembly. Lineage: Eukaryota; Oomycota; Peronosporomycetes; Peronosporales; Peronosporaceae.
AUGACUGUCGGAAUCGAGACUUCGGACGCUGCAAUGACGUCGCCUACGAGCUCGAGCGGCACAGGCCCCGAGUCUCUUCGGUUGUCAGAGAUUGAGAGUGCCCAUUUAUGUCCAGCAGGGCGUAUGAAGAUGGAAGAACUCUUUCGUCAGUGGCUUAAUUUGGACGGUACAAAAGAGAUGAUUCAGACGAUGGUAGCGGACUUGCGACAGGGUAAAGAGCUUAAUCUGGAGACGUUAUUAGCUACUGUUAAUACAGUGGCAAGUGGGGCCGACUCACCUUCGCGUAGUCCGAAGCCUCCACCUAAUUACCAGCAGUAUGGACUGCUCAGUCCCGGCUCAGUCGGUAGUCCCAGUGCACGGAGACGUCAUCAACAUCUAGUGAGUCUAUUUGGAGAUGAACUUCAUACUGCUGUUGCUGCAGCAGCUGCUGUAGCAACGGAGAUGGAAGGAGGUACCAAGUCUGAGGCAGUAGCUGCUGUGGUGCCAUUUACGGCGUCAGACGACGUGGACAUGACCACCCGAGACAAUGAAACUGUUAGUGAUAAGAAUGAAGGAGAAAACACUAGUGAAACAUUUGCAGAAAAUCAACAGGAACUUGUAGAAGCGGUGUCUUCUGCGGAUACGGACGAAAACAUGGAGGAGGAGGAGCAGAAGCAGCGGGUGGUGGAAGAAGCUCUUACGAACGAGGAGACUGCAGCAAACGAGCUUGACUACCCCAUGGAUAAUGGGGCGUUGAAGCAGGAUCAGAUACCCAGAUUUUACGCACCAGGCGAAGGUCGACGUGGCCGGCUGCGUGGCUUGUCCACGGACGCUAUGGCGCGCAAGGCAUCAGACAUUGAGGCGCGCUUCCGUGAGUUUCCGGAGGGCAUGAAGGUUGAAGAUUUCGUGGCUAUUACGAAGGAUCUGUGCGGUUUCCCUUCAUUUUUCAACGCACCGUUUUUCCGACGCAUCCUUGCAACCUGCGAGGAAGCGGGGGAGGCUAUGCUUAAGUCACAUUUGAUUUCUGCAGAAGAGGAUGCAUCUAGCCCCACGAGCGCUGAUGGCGGGGUGGUACCGCAGCGUAUAACAAAGGAUAUGUUUCAUAAUUACUGGAUGCGCGAGAUGGCUCCGUGUGACAGCUUGGAACGCUUUUUUAGAGUAGUGAAGCAGCCAAAGAAUGACUUCAUAGAGCGAGACGACUUCGCGCCGUUUUUGCAUGAACUGCUAAAGUAUCAUCCUGGUCUUGAGUUUCUUGGGGGUACGCCCGAAUUUCAGGAGAAAUACGCCUUGACGGUUGUCGUACGGAUAUUUUACUCGGUAGAUAGAGACAGCAGUGGCCGAAUCACUCUGCGAAAGCUGCGGCGCAGCAAUCUCAUCAGUGCAUUCAACACUGUAGAUGAGGAAGAAGACAUCAAUAAGGUGAAUUCGUAUUUCUCAUACGAGCACUUUUACGUGCUGUACUGCAAAUUUUGGGAGCUAGACACGGAUCACGACUUCCUUCUCAGUCCCGACGACCUUGUACGCUAUGGCGGCCACGCCCUUACACGUAUCAUUGUGGACCGUAUUUUCGAACGGGGACGGCGCCCGUUUGCUCGUGUCCAGACGCUAACUGCUGAAGAAAAGAAGAAGAUGAGCUACGAGGACUUCAUAUACUUUAUGCUCUCGGAGGAAGAUAAAGCAAACCCUGUCAGUAUUAGGUAUUGGUUCGAGCUUAUCGACACGACCGAGGACGGUGUGCUGCGUGCCGAUGAGAUGCGCGUAUUUUAUCGACACCAGAUACAUCGCAUGGAGUGUCUUGGCCAUGAAGUGGUACCGUUUGAGGACAUUCUGUGUCAGAUGUCGGACUUGUUGCAUCCGGAAAAGGAGGGCGAAUUUUAUCACAAGGACUUUAUUCGUCCCGAUAAGAUUCGCGUCUCGGGUGUGUUCUUUAAUGUGCUGUUCAACCUUAGCAAGUUCAUCGACUUUGAGCAACGUGACCCGUUCCUACUGCGUCAACAAAUUGCCGAACCCGAGCUUACAGACUGGGAUCGCUAUGCUCGAGCCGAGUACGCACGGCUGGCUAUGGAGGAAGAAAGCCGUGACGAGGAUACUGCAAUGGACAUUGAUACCAUGGACGGGUGGUAUGUGUCCGAUGAGCAGGAGGAAGAAGCUCAGGAGGACGGUGGUACUAUCGCUGACGGUGCAGCGAGUGGUAACGAAGGCCGAACGGUUGAAGCCCCUUUUUAA